AAUUUGUAGGUUAUUAAAACUAAUAAAUGUUUUGGUAAUUAUAAUUCACGAUGGAGAAUAAUUUACUUCGCGUUACCCAAAUGAAUGCAAUUUAUUUGGAUACGGAAAUAUAUAACGCUUUGUAUCAAUUAUUUUUAGACUCUACUAAAAGUUUACCGCCUGGUCUAACUGCUUUGUACGAAUCUGAAAUCCAGUUGAUUUUAAAAUUGAUGCUAUUGAAUAAUUCGGUUGUGAAACAUGGUGCUACUUUUGGUCAACAAUUACUUUCUAUUAAGUAUGAUAACAUGAGUAGCGUUCAGCGAGUUAUGUAUUUGUUGGGGCACUGUUUAACUUACGUUAAAAAUAAAUUCGAACUAUUGAGACCUUCCCAUGGGAUAAAUAAUACAUUAUUUAAAUUAGACACGGUUAUGAAACUACUAGAUUUCAUUAACCUUUCUGCGUUUUUAAGAAACGGGGUUAAACCCCUACUCAUCGAGAGAUUUCUUGGUUUGAACCAAAUUUAUUCGAGCGACAACGCUCAGAGGCGUUACGAUUCGAAAUAUUUAGCUAGAGAACUCCUUUGGAACGGUUUCAUUGAUAUUUUGGUUUAUAUUACUCCUUUGAUAAACUUUCAUAAAUUAAAGAGAACCGUUAGGAAUUUGAAUCCUUUUCACGUUAAAAAAGUUUUUACUAGUGUACCGAACCGAGGGAUGACCACGCAAAGUAAAUGUGCCCAUUGUGGGGAAAACCCCAUUAUACCACACCACAUGGGUUGUACACAUGUUUUUUGUUACGUUUGUUUGAAGGGGAACCAAGCUGCUGAUACAUUGUUCGAGUGUCCAUUGUGUGAACAUAAAAACGUAACUGUAGUUUGUACAAGAGUCACUUUUUUAUAAAUUAUUAAAUACUAAUAAAA
Messenger RNA from Diorhabda carinulata, 895 nucleotides. Its product is annotated as peroxisome biogenesis factor 2. NCBI's taxonomy places the organism in Eukaryota, Metazoa, Arthropoda, Insecta, Coleoptera, Chrysomelidae. Gene Ontology annotation, cellular component: peroxisomal membrane. The record is from RefSeq and is a predicted model, not a curated record. The transcript has 4 exons. The coding region runs from base 51 to 875 and encodes 274 amino acids. Gene Ontology annotation, molecular function: zinc ion binding. Gene Ontology annotation, biological process: protein import into peroxisome matrix.